Molecule: messenger RNA, 2640 nt
Organism: Penicillium subrubescens
Lineage: Eukaryota; Fungi; Ascomycota; Eurotiomycetes; Eurotiales; Aspergillaceae
Product: putative MFS phosphate transporter
Exons: 3
Coding region: 313-2322 (669 amino acids)
Biological process (GO): transmembrane transport
Cellular component (GO): membrane
Molecular function (GO): transmembrane transporter activity
Source: RefSeq, a predicted model, not a curated record
GGAAAGUACGACCUCUCAGUGGAGCCCGCCACUGGACUUAUCAGCAACGAGCCUGCGAGCACGCCUGCUCAUUCUCUUCUCUCGUGGUCUCUUCUUCUUCCGCCUCUUCCCUCUCUCAUCACUGUCGCAUAUAAACCUCUCGAGAUCGCCAUCCUUGGCUUUCAGCCACGUCCUUUCUUGUGGUCAUCACGACUACUAUCUACCUCUCCUUAUUCGGUAGACUCUCCUCGUUAAGGCUUGCCAAUACUCGCCGGCCAUCGCCAAGCAGCACCGAGAGUUAGCCACGAGAAGUCAAUCGUCGUUAUCGCCGCCAUGACCGACUUUGGACCUCGAGCCCCCCAUGGGCCUGAUAUGACGGGAACUCACAACCCGCUGGAGGAUAUGGACGCGCACGAGAAGGGUGCUUUUGAUCAAUUGAUCCGUCCCGAUGACAGUUACAAUGCGGACGGUGUGUACUGGGCCGAUAUGCCUCUGGGCGAGAAGAUUAAGUUCGUCAGCUCGUACGAUGCCAAGGAAGCUCGCAGCGAGCUUGCCAGUAUCUGGGCUAUGAUGAAGGAGGACCCCUUGUCCCCCGUUUCGUACUACUUCCGCAACAUGGUUCUCCCCGGUGCUGGUCUCGGAUUGGAGGGUUACGUCUUGUUCUCUAUCGGAAACAUUAAGCCCCUCUUCCAGAAGACUUUCCCGGCCUGCUGGAACGAUCACAAGAUCUGUGACAAGCAGUGGCUGAACGCCGUCGAUUACCUGGAGAUUAUCGGUAUUAUUGUGGGUCAGAUCAUGGUUGGUUUCGUUGGUGACUGGAUUGGCCGCCGUUGGGGUCUGAUUCAGGAUGCUACUAUCAUGUUCAUUGGUCUGCUUAUGCUUACUGCCGCCUGGGGCGUUACCCAGAACGGUUGGGUCAUUUGCUACGCUUGGUCCCUGUUCUUCUACUCUGUUGGUGUUGGUGGUGAAUACCCCAUGACUGCCACCUCCGGUAUGGAGAACGCUAUUGGCUCUGGCAAGAUUUCGACCAAGGAAGACCGUCUUCACCGUGGCCGCAAGGUUACCAGCGCUUUCUUGAUGCAGGGUUGGGGUCAAUUCUUCAACCAGGUUCUGCUGAUCAUCCUCCUGCUCUGCUUCCACCACGGCAGCGGCAACAACCCAUACUCCACCGUUGCCGUUCAAUGGACCUACCGUGUCUCCUUCGCUAUCCCUGCUGUGGGCACCCUGUGGCUGGUCUACUACCGUGCCUACCACAUGAAGGCUGCCUCCAAGCAGCUGGUUGCUGCCAAGAAGAAGGCUUCCGUCACUGGUUACGAUGUUGAAUCUCUCCGCCUGACCUUCAAGUACUUCGGUCCUCGCCUGCUCGCCACUGCCGGUGGUUGGUUCGCCAACGAUGUGUUCUUCUAUGGCAACAAGCUCUUCCAGAGCGACUUCAUCAAGGUUAUCUCCCCCGAGACCAGCUCCGUUAUGCCUACCUGGCUCUGGAACUUGGUCAACGUCGGUGUCUCCCUGUGCGGUUACUACCUCGCGUCCUUCCUGAUCGACAACAAGCUGUACGGCCGUAAGUGGAUGCAGACCGUCGGUUUCCUGAUGUGCUUCGUUCUCUUCGUCGUCCCCGCUUUCCACUACAAGUACUACAAGUCCGAGGCCCACAUCAAGGAGUUCCAGACUAUGUACUUCCUCAGCUCCUUCUUCAACCAGUUCGGACCCAACUGUGUCAGUUUCCUGGUUGCUGCCGAGGUCUUCCCCACUCCUAUCCGUGCCACUGCCCACGGUAUCUCCGCCGCUGCCGGUAAGGCCGGUGCCCUGUUGGCUUCCGUCCUCUACAACUACAUCGACACCCAGACCAAGUUCUACGUCGUGCCUUGGUUCGGUCUGGCCGGUGUUUUUCUCACUCUGGCCUUCCUGCCCGAUACCACUGGUCUGGACCUGAAGGAACAGGAGCGCCGCUGGCAGUGCCUCCGCGAGGGUCGUGAGGAGGACUACCACGGUCCCGCCGUCCACCCCAAGCACCUUUCCUGGUACGAGCGCUUCGUCCUGAAGAAGUGUCGCUUCUACGACGCCGAGCUGGAUUACCAGCAGAAGGUUGAGGAGUACCGUGCCGAGUGGGAAGCUCUCAUGGCCCAGCGCCUUGCUGAGAAGGAGAAGAGCGAUGAGAUCUUCGACACCGACGAGACUCUCCUCGAGGGUCACGUCCACACCUACUUCCACCGUACCAGCCCCAUGUUCAAGGGUAUGGAGAAGACUGCCCCCAGCAAGCAGGACAACUUCCGUCUGCCCCCUGCUGCCGAGUCUGGCUCCGAGGAGACCUUCUCUACCGAGAAGCCCACUGAAAAACAGUAAAAAUUUGCAUUUGCCCGGUUCUCUAUCAUGGCUUUUGAAAAGCUAAGAACCUUGAUUAUACGCUUUCCUUGAUUAUUGCUAUUAUUUUGUUGCUUUCCAUUGGGACAUUUUUGGCUGGGGCCCCCACUUGUUUCUUGUUUUGAACCCCUGUUUUUGGAUAUACCUCUUGGCUGCGUUGCUGUUUGGACAUUGCAUGAGCUGCAUGAGUUGCAUGGUGCAGGCACAUUUUGACCUGUCUGUAAUUAGACGUUGAUACCUCUCACAUACCCAUUUGGAAUGAUCAUGGCUUUACAUGGCUUUACAUGGCUUUCGAACAAA